This is a messenger RNA of Lucilia sericata (common green bottle fly), 1701 nucleotides long. Its product is annotated as zinc finger protein 429-like. Gene Ontology annotation, cellular component: nucleus. Bases 97 to 1605 code for a protein of 502 amino acids. The record is from RefSeq and is a predicted model, not a curated record. NCBI's taxonomy places the organism in Eukaryota, Metazoa, Arthropoda, Insecta, Diptera, Calliphoridae. Gene Ontology annotation, biological process: regulation of transcription by RNA polymerase II. Gene Ontology annotation, molecular function: DNA-binding transcription factor activity, RNA polymerase II-specific; zinc ion binding; RNA polymerase II transcription regulatory region sequence-specific DNA binding. The transcript is spliced from 2 exons.
CUGAUAACUAAAUAUUUACAUAUCGUGUAUAAUGUUUACAAAUAAAAUCCAAACAAAUUAUUGAAUUUCUUGUAUUAAAUUCUUUUUAAAUAAACAAUGUCCAUACAACAAUAUUGCAGUUUGUGUUGCAAGGCAUGCAGUGAAUAUAAGUUGUUGCAAAAUGAAGUGGGGGAUAGAAAUGAAAUCUAUGAAAUUACAAUCAAAUAUUUUGAUCCCAUGCUCUUGACAGGAGAAACAAAUCCUCAAUAUGGAGAAGAAAUUAAAGUUCUCUGCCAGUAUUGUUGGUUACACAUUAAUGAUUUUCAUGAAUUUAAACAAACUGUUAUUACCACCAGAAUUACUUUGGAGAAAAGUUAUACGAUAACGCAAUCGGAAUUGGAUAUAAAACCAGAAAUUGUUCAAGAUGAACCAAUUCUCUGGACUGAUAAAGAAAUCAUUGAUAACAGUGAGAAGGAGGAAAGUUUUGAGAAUGUUUUCAUAAAUUAUGAAGAUAAUUCUUAUAAUUUGACAGCAGAUACCAGCACAAUAAAUGAAGAUGAUAAUAAUGAUGACGGUCUUCUUAUGCCAUUAAUAACAAAAGUAACUAAUGAACAAAAUAAUAAUAGUGAAAAUGAACUGAAUAAUUUAAAUAAUGAGAAAAAUGAUUCGGAGGAAGAAAAAUUUGCAGACAAUGCAAAAAAAGGCCCAAUCAGUAAAAUUGAAAAAAGCAUUGAAAUGGAUAAAUUUAUAGAAAAAUGGAAACGAAAUUUAGAAUGUGACUUAUGUCGUAAGACCUGUAAAACCUUUAAGACAUUAGAAAAACACUUUAAAGAGAAACACAAAACUAAAGCUUAUAUUAGAUGUUGUAAGCGUAAAUUGUAUAGUCGUUAUGAAUUGGUCAAUCACAUACGUUUGCAUCAAAAUCCCGAGAUGCAUAAAUGUGAUAUCUGUGGUAAAACCACUACGAAUCAAUAUACUCUUAAGGCACACAAGAAAAUUAUGCACGAAAAAUCGGAGCAGUUUAUCUGCAAUAUCUGCAACAAAAUUUGCAAUCAAAAAUGCAAUUUAGAACGACAUAUGCUGAGACAUGUUACGGGUAGUAAAGAUUUUGUAUGUCAAGAAUGUGGCAAAGCAUAUGUACAUGAAGUCCAGCUAAAAGCUCACAUCAAGACAAUACACAACGUAGAUGGUAAGAUUAAAAGACCUAAAUUUCCUUGUGACCAAUGUGGCAAGGUGCUUAAUUCGCGUUAUAACUUAAAAAGUCAUAAUGAAUCAUUCCAUAAUGAUGAUACAAUUUAUGUGUGUAGUAUAUGUGGCAAAGUUGCUACUAAUGAGAAGGCUCUAUUAAAACACAAGAAAAAUGUCCACGAAGAGUGUCGAAAACAUAAGUGUACUUAUUGCGAUAAGGCAUUUAAGAAGCCGAAGUUAUUACGUGAACAUAUAGCAACUCAUACCGGCCAGGAUCUUUAUCAAUGUCCUCAUUGUACGGAAACAUUUAAAAAUACUCAUAAUAUGACUUAUCAUCGCAAGAAAGUUCAUCCGGUGGAAUGGGAAGAGGUUAUAAAGAAUCGUUUAGAAGUGCCUAAAAUUAAUAGUAAUCAAGUUAAAUAUAAAGUUGUUUUAUAAUUAGUUCAUCAAUAAAAUUGUGUCGAAAAAGUAUUCAAAAAUUAUUUUCAUGAACGUAAACUUAAAAGCAUUUUAAUAAAAAUAAAUAUAUGUAUA